Molecule: messenger RNA, 1683 nt
Organism: Adineta ricciae
Lineage: Eukaryota; Metazoa; Rotifera; Eurotatoria; Adinetida; Adinetidae
Source: the annotation of a GenBank genome assembly
AUGACGAGCAACAGCCACAGCUUCACACUCAGCACACUUCCCAAUGAACUUCUUUAUCGUAUUUUAGGCAUCUUGGACAAUCAAACCAUUCUAUUCUCAUUUAGGCUUACAUGCAGACGAUUCUAUUCAAUUGCUCAAACCUACAAUCACUAUCAACUUGAUUUUCGAUCUGUGUCUAAACCAAACUUUCGUUCAAUAUGUCGCUCGAUUCAUCCUGGACAUAUCGUCUCAUUAACUUUGUCCAACGAAAAUCAAACUGUGGAUCAAAUCAAAUGUUUUCUCUCUUCGUUUCCAUUCCAACAAAUGACACGAUUACGAUCACUGAUACUCUUAAAGAUCGAUUAUCAGGAUUUUCACACCAUCUUGCAGGCUCUAAGCACGCUUUCAUCUCUAUCAGUCACCUUUUCAAACAGUAAUUUUCAAAAUUUCGAAACAUUGUCGUUACUCUCUUCCAUUAUUUCCGGUCCAAAGCUUCGCUCGCUAACGUUUGAUCUUUCUACUGAUAAUAUCAACCAAAUAUCAUGGUCAAAAGAGUGCCUGCUUCAAUCUUUAACAAUGUCUCAAAGCAUAGGUUUCACACAGCUUUGUACAAUCCUCUCAAGCGCAUUACAAUUGAAGAAAAUCGUCCUUCAAGAUUGUAUCGUUGCAAUCAAUCGUGAUACCGACUUGUCAAUGGCGUACACACAAUUAAUUUCACUCACAUUAAAUGAUAGUGAAUUGGAUAUGAAUGGCUGUGAAUCAUUAUUGUCAGUAGUACCUUCAUUAGAACAUUUCCGUAUCAUUGGAGGUUCGCAGUUAUGUGAUGGUUUGUUCUGGGAGAAUUUGAUUAAAAAAAACCUACUUAAAUUAACUAAAUUUGAGUUUGGGCUACCCGGUGAGGCGCCACUUCUUCUGAAUGAUUCGAGUGAAAUUCAAAAAUUGAUCGCAUCCUUUCGAACGGCAUUCUGGCUUGAAGUUAAGCAAUGGUUUGUAACUUGUUACUAUUUCAAGAGCUCUUCGAGUUACUGUCUGUAUUCGUUACCUAUAUGCAAAUCAAAUGUGAAAUUAUUUGCAAACAAAGAUAAGCUUUCCUAUUCGACCUAUUCGUAUUUUUCCCAGGACAUAUCAAUGACCGACAAUAUUAACGAAAUGCAACUGAAUUUAACAAAGCUCAUGGCUGGCGAUAAGGACGACGGUAAUCAAGCGGCAAUCUAUCCAUAUUUUCGGAAUCUUACUAAACUGUUGAUCGACAUCGAUGAUGAAUGGCCGAUGAAUUCUGUUGAAUUUCUCUCCUCGUUCAUUAAUCUAUCACACAUUGUUAACUUGACUAUUAGGCUCAAUUUAAGUAUCAAAUAUGAUUUCGAUCAACUUCUUCAUAUCACGCACUUCUUCGACCAGACGUCACAUCUACAAUCCCUAGUAAUCGAUAACUCGGAAAUCAGUGCCGAAACUAUCUGUUCAUUAGUACCACAUCAUGUCAGACAUUUCCAAGUGACGACGAACAGUAUUCAGGAUAUGAAACUGCUUAUUGAACAAAUGGUAUAUUUAUGGAGUAUUACAUUUGAAGCUUUUAGUGCAGAAGAUCUAAAGAUAGAUUUAUCGAAUUGGUUGGCAGAGACAAGGCCGAGUUCAACAUUAAAGUAUGAAAAUUCAGUAUUGAGCAUUUGGCUAGAUCGAGCAACUACUUCUACAAACAGACAAUAA